Messenger RNA from Ixodes scapularis (black-legged tick), 717 nucleotides. RefSeq names its product pyrimidodiazepine synthase. Gene Ontology annotation, molecular function: glutathione dehydrogenase (ascorbate) activity; glutathione transferase activity. The record is from RefSeq and is a predicted model, not a curated record. Gene Ontology annotation, biological process: glutathione metabolic process. NCBI's taxonomy places the organism in Eukaryota, Metazoa, Arthropoda, Arachnida, Ixodida, Ixodidae. The transcript has 5 exons. Bases 1 to 717 code for a protein of 238 amino acids. Gene Ontology annotation, cellular component: cytoplasm.
AUGUCAACAGAAAUCUACAGAACGGGAAUGAAUUGCCCACCUUUGGAGCCUGGAGUACUUCGGAUCUACGGCACUAAAACUUGUCCAUAUGUCCAGAGAUGCCUCCUGCUGCUUCAUGCUAAAGACAUAUCUUAUGAAUUUAUAUAUGUCGAUCUUGAGAAAAAACCCGAGUGGCUUUUCAAGCUGAAUUCUGUUGGAAAAGUUCCAAUUUUGCAACAAGAUAGCAAGGUCCUCUACGAGUCUAUGGUCUUGUUCGAGUACUUGGAUGAAACCUACGGAGCAGAGAAUUCACUGAUUCCCGCUGACCCGUACUGCAAGGCGAAAGACAAGCUCUUUAUUGAUGUCGUCACGAAUGCGUUCAUGCCAGCCUUGAAGAUUAUGUACAAAAGCGAAAACAGGAAGGAUAUCUGGAUGGAGCAAACAAGAAAUUUCCGGAGAUUCGAAGCAGAACUGAAGGAAAGAAACACAAAUUUCUUUGCAGGAGACGUUCCCGGUUUUGCUGACUACAUGAUCUGGCCAUUUUUCUGCAUCGCCUUCUGCGCACCGGUCAUAUUUAAAGACCUCAAGGCUCCAUCGUCCGAGGAUUUUCCGCGUCUUGUGCAGUGGGUGGAGGCGAUGAAGAAAAACAAGGCGGUUCUGGAAACUCAACUUGACAAGCACAUCAUCGACUACUGGAGCAGGGCUACCAAUGAAAUGCCAGGCGUCGUCGUUCGCUGA